This is a messenger RNA of Lactuca saligna, 1140 nucleotides long. The record is from the annotation of a GenBank genome assembly. NCBI's taxonomy places the organism in Eukaryota, Viridiplantae, Streptophyta, Magnoliopsida, Asterales, Asteraceae.
AUGGCUGUUUCUCAACUUAUUUCCCAUUUCACCCCUAUUAUUUUGCUAUAUUUACUCUUACACUCCACCUUCAUCUCCGCCGUUAACAUUACCCAUCUCUUAUCCCCUUACCCAGAUCUCUCCGACUUCUCCGACCUCCUGUCCUCCACCACCGUCGCCGCCGAUCUAACCCAACGUACAUCUCUCACUCUCCUCGCCGUUCCCAAUUCCUUCCUCCGAUCUUCCGACCUCAUCCGUCGUUCCCCCUCCUCCACCAACAUCGCGGACGUCAUCCGCUACCAUGUCCUCCUACAAUACCUCUCUCUCCACGACCUCAGCCGCUUUCCUCCCUCCGGAAAACUCAUCACUACUCUCUUCCAAACCACCGGCCGUGCCAGCAACAACUUCGGCUCGGUUAAUAUUACCUACGAUGAUAAAACCGAUACAACCACCGUCCGAUCCCCAGCCGCGUACUCACAAGCACCUAAUAACGCCACCGUUAUUUCCCUAAUUAAGAACCUACCGUACAACGUUAGCAUCUUCUCCGUCAAUUCACUAAUCGUACCUUACGGAUUCGAUCUACUUGCAUCGGAGAGUCGACCGCCAUUAGGGCUUAAUAUCAGUAAAGCGUUAAUUGAUGGUCACAACUUCAAUGUGGCGGCGUCAAUGCUUGCUGCAUCUGGUGUCGUUCAGGAAUUCGAAUCUGAUGAAGGUGGUGCGGGAAUUACACUGUUCGUCCCGACCGACGACGCAUUCUCCAAUCUACCAGCGUCGGCGAACUUUCAAUCGUUACCGGCGGAUAAGAAGGCCGACGUAUUAAGGUUUCAUGUGCUACAUUCUUACUAUCCCCUCGGGUCGCUUCAAUCGAUAGUGAAUCCUGUUCAACCAACCCUAGCCACCGAGGACAAAGGCGCCGGGAGCUUCACAUUGAACAUUUCUCGGGUUAACGGGGUUUUGUUACCAAAGGAGAUUUUCGGGAAAAAUGCCGUGCUGGAAAAAUCCCCUCCCAUUAGCGGCGCUCCGGCACCAGUCAUGCCCAUAAAUUUUUCACCGGAAUUGUUCGGGCCAUCAUCGCCACCGGGGGAAAUGCACUCUUCGGCGACGGUACGGAUUGUCAAUUUGGCUGUUUUAUGUAUAGGAUUGUUGUAUGUAUUUGUAUGA